Molecule: messenger RNA, 977 nt
Organism: Diospyros lotus (date-plum)
Lineage: Eukaryota; Viridiplantae; Streptophyta; Magnoliopsida; Ericales; Ebenaceae
Product: monothiol glutaredoxin-S10-like
Exons: 5
Coding region: 11-616 (201 amino acids)
Biological process (GO): cellular response to oxidative stress
Cellular component (GO): cytoplasm
Molecular function (GO): glutathione disulfide oxidoreductase activity
Source: RefSeq, a predicted model, not a curated record
UACCGACUUCAUGCAUCAGAAAGCUACGAGAAUAGGCGAGAAGAUGGUCUCUGCGCUGUCAAUGGCGGGCACGACUCAUCUUAUCACCCGAGCAAUUAGCUCUCUUCCGCCCAACACCUGUCGCCAUUACCACAACACUCAAGCGCUCGCCCACCAAAUCCACCUUCCCGCGCUUCACAGCAACUUCCUCGGUAUCGGAACGCAGCAGAGCGCGAAACUCGCCGUCGCUGAUUUGAGAAAGGCGGUGGCGCCUAUCAAGAGGAUUCGGGCCAUGGCGGCCUCGUCCGGGCCUGGAUUGGAGGAGGGCGUGAAGAAGGCAAUUAGCGAAAAUCCAGUUGUUGUCUACUCCAAAACAUGGUGUCCGUAUUCUUCUGAGGUGAAAUCGUUGUUCAAAGGGCUUGGCGUGCAGCCACUCGUUGUUGAAUUGGACCAAUUGGGUCCCCAAGGACCAGAACUACAACAGGUGCUAGAAAGCCUAACUGGACAACCUACUGUACCAAAUGUUUUCAUUGGGGGAAAACACGUUGGCGGUUGUACAGACACUGUUCAGCUGUACGAGGAAGGAGAGCUUGAAUCUUUGUUGUCGGAAGCUGGUGCAAAGAAAGCCGAGAGCUAGCUAGCCCCUCUGCGGCGGGGCUAUUGGGCUUCUUCAUUGCAAGAUAUGCGCAUGUUUUUGGCCCCCCUCAAAGAGAAAAUUCUAGUGAGAUCUUACUGAUUCACUCUUCAAGUUCCGGAACUGAUUGCUAUGCAUCUCCCUGAUCAGUUUGUAUGCUGAAUUCACAAAAGCUUGCUGCCUCAUAGAUUCUAUGCGAGUCUCGUGUUCAACAUUUUGCUGUACGAACUUCUUUAAUCAGAGACUGCAUAUAAAAACGACUCUCUUGCAUAGCAGGAAGCUUUUGUGCACUACGAACUGUUUCUAGUGGUAGAGUGGGAUAUGGAGCUAAAACUGUGAAUUCGAUCAUUUACAUUCAAUUUUC